AUGACACGGACCCACACAGCGACACGGACCCACACCGUCGCCUUUAUCCCCGGCGACGGCAUCGGCAUCGAGGUCAGCGCGGCCACGCGCAGAGUGCUCGCCGCGCUCGAGGCCAAGUGCGGCGACUUCCACCUCGACAUCGCAGAGAAGGACUACGGCAGCCUGCGCUACCUGCGCACGGGCGCGUACGCGCCCAAGGGAUGGCUCGAGGACCUGCAGCAGUACGAGGCCAUCUUCUUCGGCGCCGUGGGCCACCCAGACAUCGAGGACCACAUCUCGCUGUGGCAGCUCAUCCUGCCGAUCCGCCAGGCCUUUCAGCAGUACGUCAACGUGCGCCCCUGCCGACAGAUUGAGGGCGUCCAGUCCGUCGUCGCUGCAAGCUCUCACGUCGACUGGGUCAUCCUGCGCGAGAACACCGAGGGCGAGUAUGCGGGCCAGGGCGGGCGCACGCACGUGGGCACGCCGCACGAGGUCGCGACCGAGGUGGCCGUCUUUACGCGCGUCGGUGUCGAGCGCUUCCUGCGCUACGCCUUUUCCGUCGCGGCGCAGCGCGAGCGCAAGCAGCUGACGCUCGUGACCAAGAGCAACGCCCAGCGGUUUGGGCUUGUGCUCUGGGACGAGGUGGCCGCUGCUGUGGCCAAGGACUUUCCCGAAGUGCACUGGGACAAGAUGCUGGUGGAUGCCAUGACGGUGCGGAUGGCCUGCAAGCCACACACGCUCGACACCAUCGUGGCGACGAACCUGCACGGCGACAUCCUCAGCGACCUCGCUGCGGGCCUGUGCGGCUCCAUCGGCCUGGCGCCCUCGUCGAGCCUGAACCCUUCACGCGAGCGGCCGAGCCUGUUUGAGCCCGUACAUGGCGCUGCGUUUGACAUCAUGGGCCAGGACAUCGCGAACCCCGUGGCGGCGCUCUGGUCCGCGUGCGAGAUGCUCAAGUGGCUCGGCGAGGAGGACGCGGCGGUGCGCCUCGAUGCUGCGAUCCACGAGAGCAUCAGGCGGGGCAUCACCACGGCUGAUCUCGGCGGCACGUGCAAGACGAGCGAGGUGACCGAGGAGAUCUGCAGCCUCCUCAGCGACGCGUGA
Molecule: messenger RNA, 1083 nt
Organism: Acaromyces ingoldii
Lineage: Eukaryota; Fungi; Basidiomycota; Exobasidiomycetes; Exobasidiales; Cryptobasidiaceae
Product: tartrate dehydrogenase
Exons: 2
Coding region: 1-1083 (360 amino acids)
Molecular function (GO): oxidoreductase activity, acting on the CH-OH group of donors, NAD or NADP as acceptor; magnesium ion binding; NAD binding
Source: RefSeq, a predicted model, not a curated record